AUGGACCUCCACGACGAAGGCGCCGACGCCUGGGGUGACGUCCCGUCCUCGACUCAAGAGGUGCCCCAGAUCACCACCGACCAACCCGCCGCCGGUGAGCCCACCUCCCACCCUCCGCGCCCCUCUCGAUUGCGUCCCGUAGCUCACAUUGCGCUAUUCCUAGACGAUGCCCCUCCCGCCGUUGCCCAGCCCGCCCCGGCUGCGGCCGCGCCCAGCGCGUCGACUGCCCCCAGGUCGCCCGGCAGGCCCAAGCCCAACCGCCGCAUCGGCGUCCCGCAGCCCACGCGUCUCGAGAGCGUCGAUGACCCCCUCGGCCCCCUAGGAGCCCCCGCCGACUCCCUCGGGGACUCCCAGGUCGAUGAGCCCCCUGCGCCGCCGCAGAAGGAGCUCGCCGCUGGCCGCGGCUCGCGCCCCACGACGGCCACGUCGCAGUCGUCCAUUCGCGGGAUGAUGGAGUCCGUGAAUCUGGACGACAGCCUCGAGAGCCCGACCAUGGCCGGGGCUAGGGUUCCGCCUCCGGUGCAACCCCCGAACAACAAUGGGCCCCCGAGACAGAAGCAGCCCAGCGUGAGCGUCGAGCAGGCUGCCAAGCCUACCUUCCACAUCACCGUCGGGGACCCGCACAAGGUCGGCGAUCUGACCAGCUCUCAUACGGAAUACCAAGUCAGGACUGUGACCACCUCGAAGGCUUACCGGAACCCUGAAUUCUCCGUCUCCCGUCGUUACCGCGAUUUCCUGUGGCUGUACAAUCAGCUCCAUAACAACAGCCCCGGCGUAGUCAUCCCUCCACCUCCGGAGAAGCAAGCCGUGGGCCGUUUCGAUGCGGACUUUGUCGAAUCGAGAAGGCAGGCAUUGGAGCGUAUGCUCAACAAGUGCGCUGCGCAUCCGAUCCUGCAGCAUGAUGGUGAUCUGAAGCUGUUCCUUGAGAGUGAGGCGUUCAAUGUCGACAUCAAGCACAAGGAGCGGAAAGAUCCCCUGCUGCAGGAAAACAAGGGCAUGCUGGGUUCCUUUGGUCUGUCCGUGAGCACCACUGGAAAGUUCAUCGAGCAUGAUGAUUGGUUCCAUGAUCGCAAGGUCUAUCUUGAUGCACUCGAGUCACAACUGAAGGCACUUCUUAAAGCUAUUGAUACCGUUGUCGACCAGCGCAAGGGUCUCGCAGCAGCAUGUGGUGAUUUCUCCGCAUCUCUCCAUUCCUUGGCUACUGUCGAGUUAUCACCUUCCCUUUCGGGACCUUUGGACGGCCUUUCGGACCUACAGCUUCGCAUCCGAGAACUCUACGAGCGCCAAGCCCAGCAGGAUGUGCUCACUAUCGGCAUCGUGAUUGACGAAUAUAUCCGGUUGGUGGGCUCUGUGAAGAUGGCAUUCCAGCAACGGCAGAAGGCUUAUCACGCGUGGCACACCGCGGAGUCGGAAUUGCAGAAGCGCAAGGCCACUCAGGAUAAGCUUCUGCGACAAGGCCGAAGCCAGCAGGAUCGUUUGAACCAACUUAGUGCCGAUGUGGCGGAUGCAGAACGGAAAUCCAACCAGGCGCGUCUGCUGUUUGAGGAUAUGGGUCGCCUGAUGCGAAAUGAGCUCGACAAAUUUGAAAAGGAGAAGGUCGAGGACUUCAAGAGCGGAGUUGAGACGUACCUGGAGAGUGCUGUGGAGGCGCAGAAGGAGUUGAUCGAAAUUUGGGAGACAUUCCUCAUGCAGAUGGACGCCGAGGACGAGGAUGCUCCGUUUGGUGCCACCAGCCCCCCGGCUGGUGUCAAGGCUGCGGAUUUGGAGACAAGCACCAGCAACAUCAGCGACAGGCCUCUAACGGCGCAGAGCCAGGAUACCCAACAAAGCAGCGAAACCGAAAACAACCGACCUGACACGGCGGAGUCGGAGUGA
Molecule: messenger RNA, 1875 nt
Organism: Diplodia corticola
Lineage: Eukaryota; Fungi; Ascomycota; Dothideomycetes; Botryosphaeriales; Botryosphaeriaceae
Product: sorting nexin 3
Exons: 5
Coding region: 1-1875 (624 amino acids)
Biological process (GO): retrograde transport, endosome to Golgi; protein retention in Golgi apparatus
Cellular component (GO): endosome
Molecular function (GO): phosphatidylinositol binding
Source: RefSeq, a predicted model, not a curated record